Helobdella robusta is the source of this 1077-nucleotide messenger RNA. RefSeq lists its product as hypothetical. The coding region runs from base 1 to 1077 and encodes 358 amino acids. NCBI's taxonomy places the organism in Eukaryota, Metazoa, Annelida, Clitellata, Rhynchobdellida, Glossiphoniidae. The transcript is spliced from 3 exons. The record is from RefSeq and is a predicted model, not a curated record.
AUGCUUCGAGAUCAGAAAUUUUUUUGUAAGUGCAAAUGUUUGCAGCCCGGUUGUCGCAAGAUCAUUCGCCAAGGUAAGUGGAGUUUGCAUUGCAGAAAAGAUCAUGGAUAUAUGCAUGCAAGAGGUGAUGACAUAAAAAAAGACAUUGUUUCAGUAAAAGACAUCUAUGGUAAAUGGAAACCACAAAGCUCAAGCCAAACUAAUUCAUCAUCUACAAGUUUAAUGCCAGCAGGCAGUAAUAAUGAUAUGAGAAAAUCAGAUGAUAAUAUUGGUGAUGUUGUUGCUAAAGAAUAUUUGCCAACAGAGGCAGCUGAAUCCAACAGCAACGUUUGUGAUUUGAUUCAAUCAAACAAUUCCAACUUGAAUGCUCAUGGUUUAGUUGAAAAAAAUAUUGAAAAUAAAUUUAAUUAUUGUGAAAAUCUAAACUUAGCUUUAGACAAAAAUGAUGCAGCUCAGUUUUGUAGACGAAUAUUGAAAAGGCAUGAAAUAACAACAUGCCUGGCACUUGGUGUAUAUCAACCAAAUGACUAUUCCUAUCCUGUUACUGAUGGUCGCAGUUUCCAAAAAGAAUGGUUUGAAUGUGUAAUGCCAGAUGGCUCAAAAUUAAGUGCAGAGCAUCGCGAAGCUGAUAUUGCAAAAAUAAAUUGGAAAAGAGGAUUGGCCGUAGAUGUCUUCAUCGAGAGAAAUAGAAAAGAUAUAAUUCAAGAAUAUAGAAAAGUUAUGGUAUGCAUUUUAGAUUGUGUUAAGUACCUAAGUGAAGAAAAGAUAGCUUUUCGUGGAAAAACAUCUAAUAAUGGAAAGUUUAUAAAUGUUUUUCGAACAAUAUCUAAACGGGAUCCAAGUGCUGCUGCAUAUCUGAUGAAAGUUGAUGAAUCACAUAGAUUAAGAAAGAAAAUGGCUGUUAAUUUUCUAAGUUCCAGCAAUAUUCGAGUUGUUUUGACAACAAUGAAACGAAUGAUUGUUGAGAAAAUUGUGUCAAAUAUUGCAGAACAACAAAAGGCAUGUAUUAUUUUUAAUAGCACACAAGAUUUUAGUAAAAAGGAAGCAAAUGUUCUUUUGCUGAGAUAUCUAGAAUAA